AGGCGCCGGCUGCCGCCGCUGGGGCGGGGCCGCGCAGGCGCAGCGCACACAAGCGCCGGUCGCGCCUCUGCCUUUCCUCUCUCCCGGCGCCAAGAUGGCGGAGUACGACCUGACCACCCGCAUCGCGCACUUCUUGGACCGGCACCUAGUCUUCCCGCUGCUGGAAUUCCUCUCCGUCAAGGAGAUAUACAAUGAAAAAGAGCUGCUCCAAGGAAAAUUGGAUCUACUUAGUGAUACUAACAUGGUGGAUUUUGCUAUGGAUGUGUACAAAAAUCUUUAUUCCGAUGAAAUUCCUCAUGCUUUGCGUGAGAAAAGAACAACUGUUGUUGCCCAGCUGAAGCAGCUGCAAGCUGAAACGGAGCCUAUUGUCAAGAUGUUUGAGGAUCCAGAGACUACCAGGCAAAUGCAAUCCACCAGAGAUGGUCGGAUGCUGUUUGACUAUUUAGCUGAGAAGCAUGGGUUUAGGCAGGAGUACCUAGAUACACUCUACAGGUAUGCAAAAUUCCAGUACGAGUGUGGUAACUACUCAGGAGCUGCAGAAUAUCUCUACUUCUUUAGGGUUCUGGUUCCAGCAACAGACAGAAAUGCUUUAAGCUCUCUUUGGGGAAAACUGGCAUCUGAAAUCCUGAUGCAGAAUUGGGAUGCAGCCAUGGAAGACCUCACAAGACUAAAGGAGACAAUAGAUAAUAAUUCUGUCAGCUCUCCGCUGCAGUCCCUUCAGCAAAGAACAUGGCUCAUCCACUGGUCUUUGUUCGUGUUUUUUAAUCAUCCUAAAGGGAGAGACAACAUCAUUGACCUUUUUCUCUAUCAGCCACAGUAUCUCAAUGCAAUUCAGACAAUGUGCCCGCAUAUCCUCAGAUAUUUGACUACUGCAGUCAUAACAAAUAAAGAUGUUCGUAAACGUAGGCAAGUGCUGAAAGAUCUAGUCAAGGUUAUUCAGCAGGAGUCCUACACAUACAGGGACCCUAUCACAGAGUUUGUGGAAUGCUUGUAUGUUAACUUUGAUUUUGAUGGAGCACAGAAGAAGCUGAGAGAGUGUGAAACAGUGCUUGUGAAUGAUUUCUUCUUAGUGGCGUGCCUUGAGGACUUCAUUGAGAAUGCCCGUCUCUUCAUAUUCGAGACUUUCUGUCGCAUCCAUCAGUGCAUCAGCAUUGGUAUGUUGGCAGAUAAACUGAAUAUGACUCCUGAAGAAGCAGAAAGAUGGAUUGUCAAUCUAAUUCGAAAUGCACGAUUAGAUGCCAAAUUGGAUUCAAAGCUGGGCCACGUAGUCAUGGGCAACAAUGCAGUCUCACCUUACCAACAAGUGAUUGAAAAGACCAAAAGCCUGUCUUUUCGUAGUCAGAUGUUGGCUAUGAACAUUGAGAAGAAACUGAAUCAGAGUGGUAGAUCUGAGGCACCUAACUGGGCUACUCAAGACUCUGGAUUCUAUUGAAACACUUCUACAGUGGGGACAUCUGUUUAUUUGAUUAAAAAGCACAUAAAUAUGUAACCUUUUUGAGAAAAGCAAUUAUGUGUUAGAGCUAAUGUUAUUUCAAUAAAAUUGGCUACUUUUAUCA
Oenanthe melanoleuca is the source of this 1556-nucleotide messenger RNA. It is a transcript of the gene EIF3E, whose product is annotated as eukaryotic translation initiation factor 3 subunit E. Gene Ontology annotation, molecular function: translation initiation factor activity. Gene Ontology annotation, cellular component: cytoplasm; nucleus; eukaryotic translation initiation factor 3 complex. Gene Ontology annotation, biological process: translational initiation. The coding region runs from base 95 to 1432 and encodes 445 amino acids. Lineage: Eukaryota; Metazoa; Chordata; Aves; Passeriformes; Muscicapidae. The record is from RefSeq and is a predicted model, not a curated record. The transcript has 13 exons.